This is a messenger RNA of Triticum aestivum (bread wheat), 2738 nucleotides long. RefSeq lists its product as uncharacterized. The record is from RefSeq and is a predicted model, not a curated record. Bases 721 to 2376 code for a protein of 551 amino acids. The transcript is spliced from 5 exons. NCBI's taxonomy places the organism in Eukaryota, Viridiplantae, Streptophyta, Magnoliopsida, Poales, Poaceae.
UCCCCUUCCUUUGCCCCCUUCUCCUCGCCUGAGCAGCUCCCCUCCCCUCUCCGGCAAUAACUGCCAACCACUGACCCUUCUUUACCGGCAACCACGGCGGCGCCACCGCUAAACCGACCGCGAAUGUCCACCACCGCCGCCAUGAGGUGCACCUUCGCGGCGCCGGCUCGUGGAGCAGCACCUAUCGUUACUGCCCCAGUGUCCUGCCGCACCUCCACCAUGCGCAACUGCUUGAGCACGGUCUCCACCCCGACCUGCUCGCCGCUUCCAACCUUAUCUCCUCACAUGCGCUCAGGAACGCGCUGAUCAACGCAUGCUCCAGGAACGGGGCGGGUUCUUGGACGCCAGCAAGGUGUUCGAGGAAAUGCCGAGAUGGGACAUCAUGUCCUGGAGCACGGCCAUGGCUGCGAUCGUGCGACAGGGGGAGGUGGCCACUGUACCACUUCAUAAGAAUGUCUUAGAGAUGAAGCAGCAUACAGUCUUGGGUAAAAUUCUGAGUCAGAUAAGGAGGAAUUGAUUAAGCCAGCAGACAUAAUCCAGUUUCUUGUGGUCUAAGGACUCUUGGCUGGAUAAAACUCCUUGUACACCAUUGCUUCACAUUCGAGAACUUUGACCAGGAACAAAAGUUGAAGGCAAGACCUAUCUUCCAGAAUACUCUGUACUCGGCCACUUGCAGAUUGUAGAGUAAACUUGAAAGGCAAUUGGUGGUUAUCAUAACACAUGGAGAAUAAACCAAUUGAGCAUAUUAGUAACCGCUUCACAGUAACACCCACAAAUGGAUCUGCAUAUGCUGAGAAGGAAAUGCUAAAGCAGACUAUACUUGCACAGGAAGCUACAUUCCGGAAACAGGUCUAUGAACUUCAUCGUCUGUACAAGGUUCAGAAGGACCUAAUGGCAUUACAAUGCCGAGGAGGUGAAUCAAAGGGAUAUUCUAAAGCCAUAUCAUAUUCAUUACCAUCUGGGGGUAUAAGAAGAGUCCAGCAAAUGGGGCCUCCUGCAGGACAUGAUACGAGGAAACCUUCUGGAAAAUUCAUGAAGGGAAAAAAUAUAGAGCGUAGCUUGAACAGAGUGUCUAUGAGGCAUAGCAAUAGCGGGUCCACAAAAGAAAUGCUCCUUCAGGUUCCAGCUGACGCAGAUGAUAGUGAUGAUGAUGUGGUGACAGUAUGGGAGAACCCUGCAAAGAGUUUGCCAAGAAAUAGUGGUUCAGUUGUUGGUACAAAUCUGAAGCUUAGCAUUGAACGCACCUCACCCAUGGACAAGAAUUGGGCCACUGGUUUACAGCCAUCAGGUGUCUCAACAGUGAAUGCUUUGAACAAAAAAGUGAUAGGGUCAUCUAGCACUAUGAAGAAAACAAACUUCCCAAGUGUGGGUGCCUCCAGUUCUAAGAACCAGUGUUAUUCAUAUGGCCAUAAAUUAAAAGAUCGAAGCAGUGGCAUGGAGUGGCUCACACACAAGAAAACUGGUGUUGAUUCCUCAACCGCGCAUUACCAGUCCAGCUCUAGCAUCGUCAAUCCAGGAAUAUUUGCAGCAUCCAGCUCCAAUGCUGCACCCAGAUCUCUAUGGCAAAGCAGCGCCACAGAUUACACGACUAGGAGGCAUUAUGCUGACGCUGAAUUGCCCAGCGCUCAGAAUGGCCGACUUCCAACAUUUCAAAGGUAUCACCGCCUUCAUUCAUCAGAGAUUCCUGGAGGGGCUCAGUAUCAACAUCCUUCCCCAUUUUAUGAUUGUCCCAAGGAUGUGAAUCUGAACAAUGGUCCUCGUGAUGCAACUGCCACUCUGGGACAAGCAAGUGAGAAUGCAUCAAAGGAAGUCUUGUGGGACAGAAAGAAGCUGCGAAACUCGACGAAGAAAAUCACCAUGAAGAAAUCACAAGUGUUACCGAGUCAUGAGAAUCGGCAUUCCCAGAUUUCGCCUGGUUCCAUGGGUUAUUCAGGAGGUAGCACAAGAAUUCUUGGUUUCACUAUUAGUGCAGCCACCGAGAAAGAUUCUCACCGCCCAUCAACUUCGUCCACUACACACAUGGGCGCAGACAGCACACCCUUGAGCAAGGGUGUAGCUGACUUGGAAAUGCAAUUCCAGAACAAGAAGGAUGGCACCAGUGUCAGAAACCUCAUUGACCUGAACGUUGCACUGCCGUUCAUGGAUGUUACAGAGAUGGAUGCCCGCCAGUCAGAAGGCGACAGUGUUCCUGAAGAACCAGAUGGUCCUUCCACUGCUGCAGCAAAGAAUCUCAUGGUCAUGCAUACGGGUGAAUUCCAAGCAGGACCACCUCAAGGUAAUAUUCUGCAUUGGUUUGCUGGCCUUGCAACAUCAGGGGAGAGCACAGUGGUCUGUAGUAGUGAAAUGAACAAUGUUGAUACGACUCUGAAGCUUUGACGCUGCAACAGUUCGAAACCAAAGACUGUGUUUCCGAUAAAGCCAAUUCAAGCAUAGCGACACCUCAAGAAGACAUCCAGAAGGACAUUAUGUAGGUUCAGAUUUAACUUUAGAUUUCUUAGUUGAUGGGAAUCUACUACUCCCUCCGAUCCUAAUUGUCGCUGAUUUAGUACAAAGUUGUACUAAAUCAGCGACAAUUAAUAUGGAGCGGGGGGAGUAAGAAGUUUCAGAGAAAUGAGGAACUAGCCCUAUAGUUCACAACUCUAUUGCGGGCUCUAGAAACGUAAACAUCUUUCUUGUUACCUUUGUUUUACAACAAAUUCUGGUUCAGGAUUUCUUUUUUGAAUGAAUGCUUUGUUUGA